Messenger RNA from Centropristis striata (black sea bass), 6980 nucleotides. It is a transcript of the gene mical2b, whose product is annotated as microtubule associated monooxygenase, calponin and LIM domain containing 2b. NCBI's taxonomy places the organism in Eukaryota, Metazoa, Chordata, Actinopteri, Perciformes, Serranidae. The record is from RefSeq and is a predicted model, not a curated record. Bases 310 to 5898 code for a protein of 1862 amino acids. The transcript is spliced from 37 exons. Gene Ontology annotation, molecular function: FAD binding; protein binding.
CGGCGGCUAUCAUGUGAGGAACAGGUCGGUGAAGAGAAGCACCACAGCGCUGACAUUACGGCUGUUUUUAUCAACUUGUGGGGAUAGUUUGUGACUUCCACUGCCUUCAGCCUGUGGAUACGAGUCGUUGUGCUCCUGUUCCCCACAUAGACUGUAUAAGGUUCUCCAUGGACUCUGCUGCGGGCUCAGCAUGACGGCAAACAGCACACCAUAGGAGUCCCGUACUGACAGUGUGGAAGGAGGAACAGGAAAAGGAAGCAGGAGAGGGAAGAAGAGUGAGAGACUGGACACUUUUUACCAUCAGAGCAGAUGGGUGAGACGGAGGAUGAGCGUACAGCGCAGGCCAGCGUGCUCUUUGAGAACUUUGUCCAGGCGUCUACAUGUAAAGGGACUCUGCAGGCCUUCAGCAUCCUCUGCCGGCAGCUGGAGCUGGAUCCUCUGGACUACAGCAACUUCUACAGCUCACUGAAAGCUGCAAUCAGCACCUGGAAGGUCAAGGCCCUGUUUACCAAACUGGAUAAAAGGGCACAGCACAAGGUCUACAACCACAAUAAAGUCUGCCAGGGCACCAGGUGUCUGAUCAUCGGAGGGGGUCCAUGUGGUCUGCGGACAGCCAUCGAGCUGGCCCUGUUGGGCUGUAAGGUGGUGGUGAUUGAGAAGAGGGACACCUUCUCCAGGAACAAUGUGCUCCAUCUCUGGCCCUUCACCAUCCACGACCUCCGGGGCCUCGGAGCGAAGAAGUUCUACGGCAAGUUCUGCGCCGGCGCCAUCGACCACAUCAGUAUUCGCCAGCUCCAGCUGAUGCUGCUGAAAGUGAGUCUGAUUCUGGGUGUGGAAAUUCACGUCAACGUGGAGUUUGUCAAGCUUGUAGAGCCCCCGGCAGAGCAGACUGACGACAGUCCUGGGUGGCGAGCAGAAGUCAGGCCCUCCAGCCAUCCUGUCUCUGACUUUGAUUUUGAUGCUGUGAUUGGAGCUGAUGGACGCAAAAACACGUUAGAUGGUUUUGCUCGCAAAGAGUUUCGAGGGAAGUUGGCCAUCGCCAUCACGGCCAACUUUGUCAACAGGAACACCACAGCAGAGGCCAAAGUGGAGGAGAUCAGUGGCGUGGCGUUCAUCUUCAACCAGAAGUUCUUUCUGGAACUCAAGGAGGACACAGGGAUUGACUUGGAGAACAUAGUUUACUACAAAGACAACACGCACUACUUUGUCAUGACUGCAAAGAAGCAGAGUCUGCUGGACAAAGGAGUCAUCAUAAAUGACUACUUAGAAACAGAACGACUGCUGAGUCUAGACAACGUCAACCAGGAAGCGUUGCUCUCAUACGCCCGUGAAGCAGCCGACUUCGGCACAAACUACCAGCUGCCGUCUCUGGACUAUGCCAUCAACCACUACGGGCAGCCGGAUGUAGCCAUGUUUGACUUCACCAGCAUGUACGCAUCAGAGAAUGCAGCCUUGAUCAGGGAGAAACACGGACAUCAGCUACUCGUCUUCCUGGUUGGAGACAGUCUGCUCGAGCCUUUCUGGCCCAUGGGUACGGGAUGUGCUCGGGGAUUUCUGGCGGCUUUCGACAGUGCUUGGAUGGUGAGGGGCUGGGCACUGGGCAGGAGUCCUCUGGAGAUACUGGCUGAGAGGGAGAGUCUCUACCGGCUGCUGCCUCAGACCACCACAGAGAACAUCAGUAAAAACUUUGAACAGUACACCAUUGACCCUUCCACACGCUACCCAAACCUCAACUCCAGCUGUGUACGCCCACACCAGGUGCGUCACCUGUUCAUUGAUGGCAAACAGGACUCGUGUCCCCUGGAGAGAGGAGGACCCACACAUAGAUCAGCGAACUUGUCCAGAAGAGGGUCCGAGGUGCGUCCUGGCCGCCUGCUGACCUGGUGUCAGAAACAGACUCAGGACUACAGAGGGGUCGACAUCACCAACCUCACAUCUUCCUGGAGGAGCGGCCUGGCCCUCUGUGCCCUCAUACACUGCCAGAGGCCCGAGCUUAUCGACUAUGAUUCUCUGAAUGAGGAGGACGUGGCAGGAAACAACCAGUUGGCAUUUGACUUGGCCGAGCGAGAGUUUGGCAUCCAGCCAGUGACAACUGGGAAGGAGAUGGCUGCGGAGGCCGAACCAGACAAGCUGCUGAUGGUCCUCUACCUCUCCAAGUUCUACGAGGCCUUCAGGAACUCCCCAGGAAACAACAACGGUUCAAGAGAACCAGAUGAGAAUAACGAAGGAUAUCCAGCAAAAACCAACCACAAAGUGCUGAACCUGCCUCAGCCCAAGAAGAGGAUACCCAGGGAUGACAAUAAGCCGGAAGACGAUUCUGUUAAUAAGAGACGGCGAAAGGGCAACCACUACCUCUCAGAGUUGUCUUGUCACAGUGCGCCCCCUGCUGGUGAGGAUGGGGAGCUACGGGAGAACAAGGUCCGCUCCAUGGCAACUCAGCUGCUGGCCAAGUUUGAGGAGAACUCCUCCACUGCAAAGAUACGUAGCAAGUCUGAUAAAGAACCAUCUGAUGCCUCCUUUUCUCCUCCUCUGUCUCCGUCCACCACCCCACAUCCUCUCUCAGAGGAGGAGGACGAGGGUGAGGAAGAGGAGGAUGAGGACCUGGAAAACCCACGUUUUGCAAAGCCAAAGAAUCUUCCCCCUCCUCCUCCUCGGCCUCCCUCUCGCCCCAAGUGGCAGCCCUCCAUCUACCUCCGUCUUCUGGAGAAUCCCAGUGCUGUAGCCCAGGAAACCACUUUCCUCUAUUCCCCUGAAUCCUCUCACCCUCAGAGCGGCUAUAGUCGCUCUCCUUCACCCUCUCGUUCAAAGAGUCCACUAAGUCCUCCCCGCUCGCUCAGCCCUAGGGUUACUGAGCGUUACUACCCAGAAAGCACCAGUCGUUUCUCUGCUUCAGAUAUUGACCAUUCCUUUGAGGAGUCAGUGCAGCAGAGUAAAGCCCAGAGACCGUCGUUUUCUGGGAAGAGUAUCAAAGAGAGAGCAGUCCUCCUGUCCUCCAUGUUUCCUGGGUCCAACAAACCUCCUCCUGCUCCUCUUUCCCCUCUUUCUGAAUCACAGGUGGAACUAUCUACCUCUUCACCUCCUAACCUGUCCUCAACUCCGCCUCCUCCUUCUCCUUCUGCCUCUGUUUGUAAGAGCUCCACUGUCCACCCUGUAGUCCAUCCUGUCCCUGAGCCCGCUGCCCAGGCUGGUUUCUCCUCUGUUUCCCUGUGUAAUGUCGGACACAAGGACAAGAUACACAGAGAGUCCUCCACUCCCUCGUCUUACACUGACUGUGACAAAAACAAGCACAUUUCUUCUCUUGUCCUUGAUUCCUCCACAUGCAGCAUCAAAACAUCUGCUCCCCUUUCUUCUGUUGGCUGUGAUGAGAGCCAGGAGACCUCCCGUCUCCUCUCCGGACACGGCAGUUCAUCUCCCCGUCCUGUUUCUGAACUGCAUAACGAAAGCAAUGAAAGAAUACAGGAGAGUUCUCAGAAUAAUCUGGAAAGUGACCAGAAGACGGUCCACAGAUCUGCCCGGAAGACAUUAGAUGAUAAGAAAUUAGCUGAAAAUGAUCACAUGAAGUGCAAUGGGAGUGGUGCUCUUGAGAACCCUAGAAGAAUAACUCAAAAGUCAAUUGUUCGCUCUGAGAGUUGUCCAACUGGAGCAGCUGCUUACACCAAGGAACGUACAGUGGGAAAGGUAUCCUCAUCCAUCAAUGCUAAAGCUCAGAUAUUGGCCAUCAUGUAUGAGACAGACCACAGGCCCAAUGCCAUGCCGUGUGUGCCUCGUAAGGACUUACCUCCGGGGCUAGGUGGCAGUGACAUCUGCCACUUCUGCACCAAGCGUGUGUACGUGAUGGAGAGGCUGAGCGCUGAGGGUUACUUCUUCCACCGCGAAUGUUUCCGCUGUGACGUCUGUAACAGCACCCUUCGUCUGGGAGGACACAUCUUCGACUCGCAGGAGGCAAAGUUCUACUGCAAGAUGCAUUAUGCCCAGCGCCAGUCCAGCACUCACAUGGGGAGGUUCAGAAGGAGAAUGGAAGACCAACGGCGCUCUCCCUCGUCGUUGGACAGUGGGAGCUACUCGGCCUCGGGCAGCGUCCAGAUCCAGCCCCCAGGUGGGGCAUCCAGCUUGCAUUCAGACCAGCUUGGUAAAGGUCAGAAAAUAAUUCCUGAAGACACGGAGAUGGCUGUUGAAGCUCUGGAUGCUUCCUGUAUAGUCACACCCACAGCACAAGAUACUGCAGGGACCAAGGACCAGGACGGUACCAAAGAUCACUUGAACACCAAACAGAAUAAUCGAUGGAAACGGAAGAUCAAAGCCACCUUCCCUCUGAUCUUCAUCAAGCACUUCCAGAGAAGCUUGCCUCUGGACAAGGAGGGACCAGAGACCGUCCCUGAAGCAGACUCUGACUUUGAGGAGAUCACUUCAGCAGAAAAACAAACCAACUCUGACGACAGUUCCAAGACAUCAGCAGACACCCAGAACGCCUCAGAGGGGAGCGAGAAGAGCGAAGAGCACUCGGCUACAAUAAAAACAAUGUGCAACUCGUCCGCCCCAAAGAAACGCUUGAUGUUAUCUCUUUCUGACAAAGAGAAGCUUCUGAACUGGGACAUGGUGGUCGCACAAGAAGAAGCUUCUUUUAACACCAACACCAACAACACACAUCCACAUGAAGACCAGGUACAAGCAGAGACAGAAGAAGAUAAGCUUCAGACGGACUCGGGCCAGAACGGGGAACCAUCCCAGAGCCAAUCCUCUGCCCCGCCCCCCUCAGCCUUCCAGCUCAUAGCAAACGCCUUCAGGAGGACAUUUAGUGUGACCAAUGCCUCCAGCAGGUCCAACACUGCAGUCACAAUGAGGACCGAACGUGACGGCUACCGCAGACGGAGGCCCAUGUCAGAAGGAGCCUUGAACUUUACCUCCCUCUUCAGCAACGUGGGUCCAGAGGCAUCUGGAGAUGAAAAGAAGAUUGGCAUGUAUGAAGCUCAACGGGCAUCUGUAGGGACCAGUCCAUGGGGGUCCGGGCGAGACCUGCCCUCUCUGUUGCAGCAGGUGUCCCUAAAGGGUCGCAGAGACUCUGGAGGGGUGUUUGCUGAGGACGUGGCACCAUUGGCAGCCAGGCGGGUCAACUUGUUCUCAUCCCUGAGGCUGAAGAAGAGGAAGGACUCAGAGAGUGAGGGGCAAGACCAGGAGACGCAAAAGGAAAUCAGGAUGAUACUCACCAACCUCAGGAACAAAGCUUCCAGACAACAGAAUCUUGAGGAGGCAUCGUCUAGUGACGAUGAAAAUGAAAACCUGACGUACAAUCAGAAGCUGUGUCCAGAGAGACAGAGGAGGAAGCAGGAGAGGACGGUAGCCCAGCAGGCUAAAAGCGAACAGCUGAAGAGGCUUCACAGAGCUCAGGCCAUCCAGAGACAACUGGAGGAGGUUGAAGAGAAACAGAGAGAUCUAGAGGAGAAAGGAGUGACUAUAGAAAAGAUCCUAAGAGGAGAAACAGAAUCAUCUCUGGCAGAUGACAGUGACGAGGCACAGCUCUAUCAGUCCUGGUUUAAACUCGUUCUGGAGAAGAACAGAUUGGCGCGCUACGAGUCUGAGCUCAUGAUCUUUGCUCAGGAGCUUGAACUGCAGGACACACAGAGCCGGCUGCAGCAAGAUCUGCGACAGAGGAUGGCCACAGAAGACACACAGAAGAGCAGCUCUGAGCUGCAGGAGGAGCAGGAGAUCCUGUCAGAGAUCAUGAGGACGGUGGAGAAACGAGACAUGUUGGUCUCCAUACUGGAGGAGCAGAGGCUGAAGGAGAAGGCCGAGGACAGGGACCUGGAGAGCCUUGUGCUGUCUAAGGGCUACGAGUUCCACUGGAACCAGGCAGACGACAGCUGGGCGGCGGGAGAAGUUGGAGUGAAUGUUGAAUGUUGAGCAACUCAGUGGUAAAGAGCAGGGUGGAUAGAAUACAGUAUUUUGAAGAAACAGGGUGAAAUUUUACCAUAAUAGUUUGUCCCGGGUCAUCCUCAUGAAUCCGGGGAUUAAGGUCAUCUCACUCUGUGCUGGUAGUCUAAACUCAGAUACUGAGGAAGAAUGAAAAUGGAGCCUGAGCUAAUGACUUCCUUCACAGCCAUGAGCGCUAAUGACAUCUCUGCCAUUAAGCUUAUUCGACCUACGUGCCUAGACAUGUAAUUUGUCAUAGCCCGGGCUGACACUGACCUGAAACUGGAUGUACAAUAUGUUUAACCACUUCUACUAAUGUGACUGACUGCCUUUUAACAUUUCGGCACACCUCAUAAACCGAACUGACUGCUUAAAUAACAGCUGCUUUAUGUGGUUGCUUGCCUUAAGAGUGGAAUAAUUGUGACAGAUUUGUUAUUAUUCUUCUAACACUGACAGACUCACACAUGAAUAGCGCGUGGAACGACUCAGCACUUUCCCUGACGUUUUAUGUUUUGCACAGCGUGGUUUGUUUUAAAUUGUCAUAUGAAUCCAGGGAUGUGCUUUAUGUAAUUCACUGUAAGUCACUUAAGUGUAAACUCUCUUGUAUGUAUUUUAAUAUUAUUUUCCACUUUAUGUUUGUAUUUACACCCAAACAGCACUGAACACAGGAGAAAUUGAGUCCUAACUGCCACAUAUUUGUAGCCAGCUUGUAAAAUGUACCUGGUGGUGGUUGAAAAUUUCACCUUUUUACUCCAUUGUGACAUAAGUUACCACAUAAAUCAAAACUGAAUCCUUACCCUGUGACUAACUACUGUCACUUACACUGUGAUUGUUUAGUGUGUGCUGGUUUAAACCUACUGUGUGGGCUGUGAGUUAAAAUUAAUAAUGUGUUUACAUGAGUUUUAAUCCAAGAACUAGGAUCCAUACUUCUCAUGUGGAUCCUGGGCUUUAAAUGUUAAGUUUGUUUAUAUUGUAAUUAACGCUAAUUUCAGAAUAAGUUAAACUGUGUGUUUAAGUGUUGGGUUUUAGGCUGCUUUGAAUAUUUUAAAAUGGAGAAAACGAUCGAAUAAAUA